CGGAAAAAAUGAACCAGAGCCCCAGUAAAAAAAACAUCACCAUGCUCAAGUACCAGAAGUGGCUCGCUGCAUUUGUCGUGCUGCUAGCGCUGUGGCUGCUGCUGCUACGGUACGCAGCCGACCACGCCCAGGACACACGCGUGCUACAGGUGGUCACGGCGCUGCCCAUGUAUGCGUUGGUGACUUUCGGAGCGUACUCGCUGGGGGUUAUUGCGCUGUCUGUCAUGGCUGUGCAAGACUGCCCCGAUGCGGCCAAGGAGUUGGACCGGCAAGUCGUGGAGGCGAAGGCUGAUUUGACCAAGAAGGGAUUCAAAUUCUAGGCUGCAGCACUCGAAGAGCAGAAAACUCAAGUUGACGACCUGGAGAGGAGAAACACGAAGAGGAAACUACAACGGCAAUUCAUGCGCGAUACAAUGCAAAUUGCAGUGAAUCGAGGACUGGCAUGAUCAGGAGAUUACAGGCAUCUUGGUGGUGUGGAAAAUUUGUAUCUAUACGGUCGUGCUCGCUUCCUGCAGCGCCAAGAAGAGUAGGAUCGCUGCACGACAAGCCCAUGCUGCUUCGUGUCAUGCGUUUGGUACUUCCUGCUAGAUUUAAUAAAUGUGAUGUGGUCACACUAAAU
Molecule: messenger RNA, 619 nt
Organism: Phytophthora nicotianae INRA-310
Lineage: Eukaryota; Oomycota; Peronosporomycetes; Peronosporales; Peronosporaceae
Exons: 1
Coding region: 9-320 (103 amino acids)
Biological process (GO): GPI anchor biosynthetic process
Cellular component (GO): endoplasmic reticulum membrane; dolichol-phosphate-mannose synthase complex
Source: RefSeq, a predicted model, not a curated record